Messenger RNA from Penicillium odoratum, 411 nucleotides. RefSeq lists its product as uncharacterized. The record is from RefSeq and is a predicted model, not a curated record. Lineage: Eukaryota; Fungi; Ascomycota; Eurotiomycetes; Eurotiales; Aspergillaceae. The transcript is spliced from 2 exons. Bases 1 to 411 code for a protein of 136 amino acids.
AUGAAAGUCAACUAUGUCGACGAAGAUGAUCCCAUUCCGCCAGAUUUUUGCGACGUCCCGAGGGAGUGGGGGGAGAAGUGUCAAAACUGUUAUGAUCGUGAGCGGUGUGUACCAGUUCCAUACCCGUUUGUACGGUGGUGGUUACAGCUUCUAGAGGAGAUGGAACUGUUGCGGGGGACACCCCUUUACGCUGGUGCCAAGCAACGGGUCCUUGACGAAUAUAAAGAAGUUACUAGGCAAUUGGAUGAAGGCGAUACAUCAGAUGAAGAAGAAGAAGCAGAAAGAGAGAGAGAAAAAGAGAAAGAAAUAGACAAAGACAAAGAAAAAGACAGAGAGAAAGGAAAAGGCACAAGCAAAGCAAGACGAAAAGGAAAAGGAAAAGGAAAAGGAAAGGGUCGACGAAAAGGUUGA